GGGGGUUGUGUUGCCUUCUGCAGGUGGGGACUGGUGCCACGGUGGCCACGCUGGCCGACGCCUCCGAGCUGCCCACCACCGUCACCGUCGCGCAGGUCAACUACUCCGCAGUGGCCGACGGCGAGGUGGAGCAGAACUGGGCAACGCUACAGGGGGGUGAGAUGACCAUCCAGACAACACAGGCAUCAGAGGCCACACAGGCAGUGGCAUCCUUAGCAGAAGCAGCAGUGGCAGCAUCUCAGGAGAUGCAACAAGGAGCAACUGUUACCAUGGCACUCAACAGUGAAGCAGCUGCCCAUGCAGUAGCCACGCUUGCUGAAGCCACUCUUCAAGGUGGAGGACAAAUUGUCCUAUCUGGUGAAACUGCAGCAGCAGUAGGAGCGCUUACAGGAGUCCAAGAUGCCAAUGGUAAGAUUAUUCAGACUAAGGUCACAGUGAAUCAGACAGUAAGUUCAUCAAAGGUGGUUCCAGAGAUGAAGCUGGAAGGUGUGAACGUGUCUA
Molecule: messenger RNA, 501 nt
Organism: Merops nubicus (carmine bee-eater)
Lineage: Eukaryota; Metazoa; Chordata; Aves; Coraciiformes; Meropidae
Gene: NRF1
Product: nuclear respiratory factor 1
Exons: 4
Biological process (GO): regulation of transcription by RNA polymerase II
Cellular component (GO): nucleus
Molecular function (GO): DNA-binding transcription factor activity, RNA polymerase II-specific; RNA polymerase II cis-regulatory region sequence-specific DNA binding
Source: RefSeq, a predicted model, not a curated record